AGAUCUGCUCUCACUAUCCAUAAAAACGAACACAGAGAAAGAUGUCUCAACAGGUCAGACUGAGGCUGCUGCCCAGCUCCAGGUGUUUGUUCGAUGAGCCCGUUCAGCUGAAGGUGUCCGGGCUGCGGUCCAGGCAGGUGGUCACCAUGAGAGCCAGGUCCACUGAUGAAAAGGGGGUGGUGUUCAGCUCCUCGGCCACCUACAGAGCUGAUGGUAACGGGGAGAUUGACCUGAGCAGAGACGCCUCACUUAACGGGACAUAUGUUGGAGUUGAGCCCAUGGGUCUGUUGUGGUCUUUGAGAGCAGACACCUUGCACAAAAGAUUUCAUAAGGUAAAUUCCUUAAGUCCUCAUGUGGUAAACCUCUCGGUGCAUGAAGAGGAGAGGCUGCUGGCUGAGGCGACUAAUGAGAGGUUUCUAAUGAGAGAGGGAGUCAGCCGGGCUCCUGUCACACAGGGGGAUGUACGUGGAGUCCUUUUUACUCCUCAAGGUGGGCAGUAAAGGAGUUGGUAUCAUAUCCAUUUCAAAAAGUGGAGAUCUUGCUCUGUCAGCAGCCUCUUAUCUACCAGGAGUUGAGGCUGUUGUUUGCAUUAAUGGCUGUUCUGCUAAUACAGCUCUACCUCUCUACUAUAGGAAGAGACAAAUCCACCCUGCUUUAAUGUUUGAUGUUAAAAAAUAUAUGUCUUCCGGGUCAGGAGCCAUGAUUAUUAAAUACUCAAUGCACAACCCUCUAGAAGAGGAGAACAGAGCCUCUCUGAUCCCUAUAGAAAAAGCCAACAGUCGUUUCCUUUUUGUGGCCUCAGAGGACGACCUCAACUGGGACAGCAAGGCCUACAUGGAGCAGAUGGUGGAGAGACUGAAGCAACAUGGGAAGAACAACUUUGAGAGUGUGAGUUACCCUGAAGCUGGACACUAUUUAGAGCCCCCCUAUGGACCGUACUGUCCCUCAAGCUAUCAUCCAGUUGCACGCAG
This is a messenger RNA of Austrofundulus limnaeus, 971 nucleotides long. Its product is annotated as acyl-coenzyme A thioesterase 1. Gene Ontology annotation, biological process: acyl-CoA metabolic process; fatty acid metabolic process. The record is from RefSeq and is a predicted model, not a curated record. NCBI's taxonomy places the organism in Eukaryota, Metazoa, Chordata, Actinopteri, Cyprinodontiformes, Rivulidae. Gene Ontology annotation, molecular function: fatty acyl-CoA hydrolase activity.